CCAGGCCUGUCUCUGGUGUCCGUGCUAUCUCUGAUAGCAUGUAGCGGCCAGCUGUUAGCCGCGGCGCUGCUAGCACGUUGCUACGGCGGGCGUAGCUCGGCAACGGACCGCUGGGUCCUCUGCUGGCUCUUCUAUGAUGUCAUUGUCCACCUGACUCUGGAAGGACCAUUUGUCUACAUGUCUCUUGUUGGGACCGUGGAGACGUCUGAAGGACCUCUGGCUGAACUCUGGAAGGAGUACGGGACAGCAGACAGCCGCUGGCUGGUUUCUGACCCCACCAUCGUCUCCAUAGAGAUCCUCACGGUCGGCCUCGGCUCUCUGCUGGGAGUACUUCUGAUACACGCAGUACUAUGGGACAAAUACUACAGACACUUCCUGCAGGUGUGUCUGAGCGUGUGCGAGCUGUACGGUGGCUGGAUGACCUUUGCUCCUGAUUGGCUGCAGGGCAGCCCUCACCUGGACACCACUUCCUGUCUCCACCUGUGGCUCUACCUGGUCUUCUUUAACGGGGUCUGGGUCCUGGUCCCGGUGCUGCUGCUGGUCCAGUCCUGGCUCGCUCUCAGGAGUCUGCACGCGCUCAGUACGCACGCAGACACACACAGGAAGAAGAUGUAGAGUUGUCCUUUUUAUUGUAGUUGUCACCGU
Messenger RNA from Perca flavescens (yellow perch), 645 nucleotides. It is a transcript of the gene ebpl, whose product is annotated as EBP like. The record is from RefSeq and is a predicted model, not a curated record. Gene Ontology annotation, cellular component: endoplasmic reticulum; membrane. The transcript is spliced from 4 exons. Gene Ontology annotation, molecular function: cholestenol delta-isomerase activity. Lineage: Eukaryota; Metazoa; Chordata; Actinopteri; Perciformes; Percidae. Gene Ontology annotation, biological process: sterol metabolic process. The annotation marks the transcript as partial.